Homarus americanus (American lobster) is the source of this 894-nucleotide messenger RNA. Its product is annotated as ctenidin-1-like. The record is from RefSeq and is a predicted model, not a curated record. The transcript has 4 exons. Bases 52 to 591 code for a protein of 179 amino acids. Lineage: Eukaryota; Metazoa; Arthropoda; Malacostraca; Decapoda; Nephropidae.
UUCAUCCACUUCUUGACUUGGCUUCAACCUGACAACACCGACAACACCAAUAUGAAGUUGGUGUUAGUGUUCGUGGGUGUGGCUCUCAUGGCGGUGUCAAGCUCCGCUAUGCCGGGUGGACGUGGAGGUGGCGGCGGCGGUUAUGGUGGAGAUAGUGGAGGCUAUGGUGGUGGAGGCUAUGGUGGUGGUGGCGGAGGUUUUGGGGGUGGUGGCGGCGGGGGAUACGGAGGAGGUGGCGGCUAUGGUGGAGGCGGUGGCGGCUAUGGAGGUGGUGGCAGAGGCGGCUAUGGUGGAGGCGGUGGCGGCUAUGGAGGUGGUGGCGGCUAUGGUGGUGGCGGCUAUGGAGGUGGCGGUGGCUAUGGUGGUAGCAGUGGCGGUAGUGGCGGCUAUGGCGGUGGUGGUGGUGCGUAUGGCGGAGGCGGUGGUUAUGGUGGUGGAGGCUAUGGUGGAGGCGGUCGCGGUGGUGGUGGCUAUGGUGGUGUUGGCUAUGGCGGUGGUGGCUAUGGCAGCGGCGGUGGCGGUGGCUAUGGCGGCGUCGGUGGUGGAAGCGGCGGCGGUGGCGGAUAUGGUGGUGGUGGGUAUGGGAAAUAACUCCAUUGCCACUGAAAUUAAGCAAGUAAAUAUUGUACCUUAUGAAGUGUUAGCCAGCCUGGUGUUUACAUUAUGUACACAUCAAAAACCCUUCAUUAUUCUCUGCACAAGAAUAUUAGUAGUCUGAGUUUGAUGUAAGGCUAUAUUAAAGUUCUUAAAUGGACUGUAGUACAAGAGAAAAGUAAUUACAAUGGAGGAAUAGUCAUGAGACGAUAACAAAUAUGCAAUACCUGUCUGUACUUGACAUCAUGUAAAAAAAAAGAAACAUACAAAAACAGAACAAAAUAAAAUACUCUUAUUUUA